AUGGUGCUGCACAAAUCCAUCACGUGGGAGGACAACAUUGCCAUGCGUAGCAAUUUACGAAUCCUUAACGUUUACGGAAUGAUCGGCCGCAGUGGCCCACAAACGGUUUUGGCAAUGGUCAGUAUGACCGUGAUUACGGUUCAGAUGUUUUUGCAAAUAACUGCCAUAUUUGAUGCCCUGUUUGCUAUUACGGCGCUUAGCGUGCUCAUCAAAGCUGCCAUAGUGCUAUGCUUCGAAGCAGAAUAUCGUACCUUCUAUGUACAGGUCCAGCAGAUGACAGAUGACAUUAAUAGGGAAAAGAUCGACGCAUUCACGGCUCACCUGGAACGUUCGAAACGAUCCGGACUUCUGUACUCGAAGCUGAUGAAUAUUUGUUGCAUUAUUGGUGCUUUAGUCUUCUGUUCCUUCUGUUUCCUGUUCCCUAACGAAGACGGCAGUCGUCGGAUGAUCUACGAUACGUGGGCCCCAUUUGAUCAGCAGAUAUCGCCAAACUUCGAACUAAGCUGUGCGUUCCAAGUCUACGUAACGGGAGUGUGUUUAUUUUUUCAUUUGGCCACUAACAACCUAUCCAUUCAGACACUGAUGUUUUGCGGUGCAUUGUUUAGUAUUCUAAUCGAGAGACUUUCGAUGGUUUUUGAAGACGUCGAAAAGCUGUUCAAACUUCGACAGUCGUCUACGGCUGAUGAAGCAGAAAUGAUUCAAUUAGCGGAGGAUAUUGACGUUAAAAUGGGUAAUCUAAUUGCGGAGCAUAUUAGUGCGAUGCAUUUUUUGAACCUAGCAGCACCGAAUCUAUCCUACAUCUUGGGAACAGACUUUGUUUGCUACACUUUAGUCAUCUGUACACAAAUGUUUACGUUCUCGCUAAUGGAAGAAGUCGGCCAGCAAAUCACCAUACUGUUUAUAGCCGGACUUUCCUGCGCUUCGGCUUUUCUGUGGAAUUACCACGCCGAAUUGGUCCGUACCAAAAGUGAAGACUUUUGCCGCCAGCUGUAUGCAGUCCGGUGGGAGUUGGCUAACCGGAAGGUACGAAAGGCGAUUCAGUUUAUGAUUGCCCGCGCUCAGCAACCAAUUCAGCUCAACUUGCUGCAUAUUCUGCCCAUCGGAAUGGGUCGAAUUGUGCAAAUGAUGAACACUUCGUAUACUUAUUUUACGCUACUGAGGACACUUUACGAUUAG
Sabethes cyaneus is the source of this 1176-nucleotide messenger RNA. RefSeq names its product odorant receptor Or2-like. Gene Ontology annotation, molecular function: odorant binding; olfactory receptor activity. Gene Ontology annotation, cellular component: plasma membrane. Gene Ontology annotation, biological process: sensory perception of smell; detection of chemical stimulus involved in sensory perception of smell. Bases 1 to 1176 code for a protein of 391 amino acids. The transcript has 4 exons. Lineage: Eukaryota; Metazoa; Arthropoda; Insecta; Diptera; Culicidae. The record is from RefSeq and is a predicted model, not a curated record.